Messenger RNA from Pyricularia pennisetigena, 498 nucleotides. RefSeq lists its product as uncharacterized. The record is from RefSeq and is a predicted model, not a curated record. The coding region runs from base 1 to 498 and encodes 165 amino acids. NCBI's taxonomy places the organism in Eukaryota, Fungi, Ascomycota, Sordariomycetes, Magnaporthales, Pyriculariaceae. The transcript has a single exon.
AUGACGUCCCCCCUAACCCGAGCCCUCUCCCGCCUCCGGUCACCAACCUACCCAAACACAGGCUCCGUCGCCCGUGACCACCUAGCCUCGGAGCGGACCUUUUUAGCCUGGAUCCGGACGGGGCUGGGCUUCGUGGCCCUCGGCAUCGCCAUCGAGCGCUUCUCUCAGCUUGACCUGUCUCAGCUACUUCACCCCCAAUCGUCACCGACAGCGACGGCAACGGCAACAGCUUCGUCGUCCCAGCACCAACGAGCCCAAGGCCAGCAGGACAGAGACCAGACCAGAGCCCUGGUGGGCCCGCUGCUCGGCCUCGGCUCCGGUAGCAUCGUCUACGGUGCCGCCCGCUACUUUUCCAACCUCACCAUGCUGGAGCGUGGAUUGUUCAGGCCGGCCUACUACGGCGUCGCGGUCCUUGCCGCCGGCGUGGCGGGAUUGUCAGGGGGACUUUAUGGAAGCGUGGUGAGGAUGGGAAGGAGGAGUCGGGAGGAGGCGGAGUAA